This is a messenger RNA of Owenia fusiformis, 1282 nucleotides long. Lineage: Eukaryota; Metazoa; Annelida; Polychaeta; Sabellida; Oweniidae. The record is from the annotation of a GenBank genome assembly.
UCGGCACUUCCGGGUUUAAAUAUUUCAAAUUUCAAAGCUUUUGAAAAUAUGGUGCAAUUACCUAGGAUAUCUUUAUCAAAAACAAAAAUUUAAUGAUUUUGAUCAUAUGAGGCUGCUUUGUGGUCAAGAAUAGCUGUACAUCUACAAAAGUCAAAAUGUCCACUUCACUGUUGACUGAAUUAUACAUUGAACAAGUUGAGAAACAUUGGCCGAAAAGCGGAAAACAUAUUUUGGCGCAAUACACAGAAAAUUCUGUUGUUGUUUAUCAAGCUUUUAAUCAAGCAAUAGCAGAUUAUGCAAUUGAGAACCAAAGAUUUGGUGGCCCAGCAUUUAGCUAUGACAGGAUGUCAUGGGUGAAGCCUAAUUUCCUGUGGAUGACCUACAGAUGCGGUUGGGCGAGUAAGAAACAGCAGGAGCGAGUCUUAGCAGUAACUAUCACUAAGGAGGGAUUUGAAGAAAUACUUCAAAAUGCCUAUACAGUUCAUCGAGAGAGAAAAGAAGGAAAAACCAAGAAGGAUAUUAACAUAAGGCUACAGUGGGACCCUGAUCACGCUCCAGAUUAUACCAAACAAGAAAGGAAAGCAAUUCAACUUGGGCUAAAAAAUGAUGUGCUCAAAAAGUAUGGAAACGAGUGGAUACUCAAAAUUGAGGAUAUCACAGACUUUGUUAAGGAACAGUACAGGGUGUUACAAAAUGAUGGUAUAGAACAUUUGAUGGUCCCGAGGGAACGUGUUUAUCAUCCAUCUACUCAAGAUAUAUGUGAGAAAAUCGAGCUGGAUACAGCCUUAUCGGACACCCUGUAAUGUGCAAAUAUAAUAUACAAGCAAUUCCAAAGAGGGUCAGGAAGUUAAGGGCUGAGCUUAAAUCAAUCUCAACAGCACUAACUGGGCCAAUCAAAGGAAGAACAACUUUAACUGCAAUUUACAAUAACUAAAAGGUCUUAGUCAACUUGCAAGAUGAUUGAUUGUUCAAGACCUACCUUUACUUUGUAAAUUGUAGAAAAAUACCACAUUGAGUUAAAUGAAAAGAAAUAUACAUGUUAUUAAUAUUAGGUUUUUUCACAUAUUUUAUUUUGUAUUUACAUUUUUACAUAUGCAAUAUUUACAAUACUUGAAAUGGUAUCAUUUUACCAUUAUAGAAAUAUUUGUUCCAUUUUUUUUAUUAUUUUAUAGUUCAACAUAAUGUAUUUCUAGUAUUAAAAUAUAAAUAAGAUAAAACAAAGAUUGUGUGUUUGUAAUUAAUUGGCAAUACUCUAACAUCAGUGAUCUCCCUAGCAUUAAAG